Naegleria fowleri is the source of this 1278-nucleotide messenger RNA. RefSeq lists its product as uncharacterized. Gene Ontology annotation, molecular function: methenyltetrahydrofolate cyclohydrolase activity; methylenetetrahydrofolate dehydrogenase (NADP+) activity. Gene Ontology annotation, biological process: tetrahydrofolate interconversion. The transcript has a single exon. NCBI's taxonomy places the organism in Eukaryota, Heterolobosea, Eutetramitea, Acrasida, Naegleriidae. Gene Ontology annotation, cellular component: cytosol. The record is from RefSeq and is a predicted model, not a curated record. Bases 1 to 1278 code for a protein of 425 amino acids.
AUGCUGCAACGAAUUUGCUUCAGAGAGAUGAGAAUUUCUUUGAACCAAAGUUUCAUCCGUAACAACAACAAGGGAAUAUUGUUGAGUCAUGUAAACAUUUCCACCAAGUCUUGCAUAUUUAAUUUACAUGCCUACAACACUCCAUCUAUUAAGUGUUAUCACGAUUGGAACGCAUGUCGGAAAGAUCAUUCACCUAAUUUUUCGGGAUUUGCCCACUUGGAAAAUUCAAACUAUUUAAAUAAUACAAUUGAUCCACCUCGUAAUAUCGUGUAUAGUGAAAGAGGGUUGCAAGAAGAAGAAUUUUAUGACAAUACUGAAGAUGGAAAAGAUUCCAAAAAGAAAUUUAUUCUCAUUAACGGAGCUGAUAUUGCAGCAGAACUGAGAGAGGAAAUUAAAAGAGAAAUUGAAGAGCUUGUAGAAAUUCAAAAACUCGGAGGAACUCAAACAAAUGAAAUUUUAAAACCGGGAUUGGCUGUUGUGAUGGUUGGUUCUCGAAAGGACUCCAAGAGUUAUGUCGAUAUGAAAGAACAAGCUUGUAUUGAUGUUGGAAUCAAUAGUUUCAAAAUCCAUUUUCCAGAAGAUGUGACUGAGAAAGAGCUUAUCCAAACAGUACAAAAACUUAACAAAGAUCCUCGAGUUCAUGGAAUUUUAAUUCAAUUACCAUUACCUGCACAUUUAAAUGAAGAAACAAUUUUAGAAAAUAUUUGUAUAUCCAAAGAUGUCGAUGGCCUCACAUCCUAUUCGAUGGGAAAACUCUCCAUGAAAGGAAGAACUUUAGUAGAUGGCGUUAAUUUCGUGCCAUGUACCAGUUUAGGAGUUCUCGAACUAAUUAGAAGAACUGCAUUCAAGCUCAAUAGAAAUUUAGAAGGCAUUGACGCCUUAGUGAUUGGAACGAGUAAUAUAGUGGGAAUUCCUACGGCACUGUUGCUCCUUAAUCAUUUACAAACUUCAAUCCAAAUGGCUCAUAUCAAAUCACAAGACAUUCCAGAAAAAGUGAAAAAAGCAGACCUAUUAAUUGUCUCCACUGGUUGCGCAGAGAUGAUUCAGCCUGAAUGGAUUAAACCUGGUGCCAUUGUUAUCGAUGUAGGUCAGUCUCCAGUUGAAGAUGCCACAAGCGAACGCGGAUACAGAAUGGUGGGAGAUGUGAAAUUUGAUGAUACUCUCAAGAAAAGAGCUGCGGCUGCAACUAAAGUGCCAGGUGGAGUUGGACCAAUGACCAUCACCAUGCUACUUCGAAAUACUUUGCAAAGUUUCAAAGCAAAGAAUCCUCAUACAUGA